This is a messenger RNA of Peromyscus leucopus (white-footed mouse), 1593 nucleotides long. Its product is annotated as 3-galactosyl-N-acetylglucosaminide 4-alpha-L-fucosyltransferase FUT3-like. Gene Ontology annotation, molecular function: alpha-(1->3)-fucosyltransferase activity. Gene Ontology annotation, cellular component: membrane. The record is from RefSeq and is a predicted model, not a curated record. Bases 141 to 1229 code for a protein of 362 amino acids. The transcript is spliced from 3 exons. Lineage: Eukaryota; Metazoa; Chordata; Mammalia; Rodentia; Cricetidae.
AGCGCCCACUUUGGCACUCUGUUAGAGAACUAGCACCUCCGAGGCAGUGACUCACACGAGGCCUGCUCUAAGGCCUCAGACAAAGGCAUAGAGCUGGUGCUGCGGGCUGCGGCCGCUUUCUGCUCCAGGUCCCCCAGGCCAUGGAUGCACCCCGAGCAACCAAGGCACAGUGUCCCUGGCGUCCAUGCCUCACCGGCCUGCUGCUGCAGCUGCUGUUGGCCCUCUGCUUCUUCUCCUACAUCCGAGUGUCCUACGACCAACCCGGCCCCCCAGCUCCUGGUAGCUCCCCAGGACCAGCCUCCAGCCCAGCUACCCCUGUCUCCAGGCCCCUCCUCAUCUUACUGUGGACAUGGCCCUUCCACAAUCAAGUGGCUCUGCCCCCCUGCUCCAAGAUGCUCCCGGGCACGGCUGACUGCCGGCUGACCGCCAACCGGAACCUGUACCCCCAGGCAGAUGCCGUCAUCAUCCACCACCGCGAAGUCAGCGCCAAUCCCAGGUCACUGCUGCCACCUCAGCCGAGGCCCCCAGGCCAGCGCUGGGUGUGGUUCAGCAUGGAGUCGCCCAGCCACUGUAGCCGGCUGUCAGAGCUGGACGGUCACUUCAACCUCACCAUGUCCUAUCGCGCUGACUCUGACAUCUUCACGCCCUAUGGCUGGCUGGAGCCGUGGCCAGAGCCUCCGGUCCAAACCCAGGUCAACCUGUCUGCCAAGACUGACCUGGUGGCCUGGGCUGUGUCCAACUGGAAGUCCAAGUCGGCUCGGGUGCUGUACUACCAGAAACUUCAGAGUCACCUCCAUGUGGACGUGUAUGGCCGAGGUCACAUGCCGCUUCCCCAAGGGGACAUGAUGCAGACACUGGCCAGGUACAAGUUUUACCUGGCAUUCGAAAACUCCCUCCAUCCAGACUACAUCACAGAGAAGCUGUGGAAGAAUGCUCUGGAAGCCUGGGCUGUGCCUGUGGUCCUGGGGCCCAGCAGGAAGAACUAUGAACGCUUCCUGCCCCCUGACGCCUUCAUCCACGUGGAUGAUUUCCAGAGCCCAAAGGACCUGGCUCAGUACCUGCAGGAGCUAGACAGGGAUAGCCUGAGCUAUCAGCGUUACUUCCGCUGGAGGAAGACGCUCAGGCCUCGCUUGUGGAGCAUGUCCCUUGCCUUCUGCAAGGCAUGCAGGCAGCUGCAGUGGGACCAGAGGUACCAGACGGUCUCCAGUGUGGCCUCUUGGUUCCACUGAGGUGGCUGGCCAGAGUCUUGCAGGUAGUAUCCCACCCAAAAUCAUCAUCUGUAGCCCCUGGGUGACAGAUGCCCGCAUUACCUGGGACCCCUUGACGGGCAUCUCAGCUGCCCAGAGUCUUGGUUCCAUUGUCUUCACCUAGAGCUUUGCCCACUGGGGCUGUGGGUAGCCAGAAGCCUGAGCCAUAUCAAGAUAACCUGAUCCCAACACAGUUCUUCAGGCCACUGACUCCCACCCUGCCCCCUGCCCCCUGCCCCCUCCCUCUGGUGGGUGGUGGGUCUGCCUGAGUUCCUUGUGGUGCAUAGGACAGCUAACGCCUGUGGUGGUUGUAGGGCAUGGUACUAUCACAGACAUCCAGAUGAGA